Molecule: messenger RNA, 636 nt
Organism: Mytilus californianus (California mussel)
Lineage: Eukaryota; Metazoa; Mollusca; Bivalvia; Mytilida; Mytilidae
Exons: 7
Coding region: 1-636 (211 amino acids)
Cellular component (GO): extracellular region
Molecular function (GO): hydrolase activity
Source: RefSeq, a predicted model, not a curated record
AUGACAAUUUAUGUCUUAUUAAUUAGACGUUCGUACAAUGUUGACGUCAACAAAGUUUCUAUUUCCGGUAUAUCUUCUGGUGCUGGAUUCGCUACACAGAUGCACGUGAUACAUUCUGCUGCCUACAUGGGUGUAGGGGUCGUUGCUGGAGUUCCCUAUGGUUGUGCUCAUGGAUCAUCUAUUGCUGCAUUAGCGUGCAUGAAAUUACCAAUGUUUGAAUCUGUCUCCUCAAUGGAGCACCUCACAGUCUCUGAAGCCAGUAAAGGCAAUGUUGAUGCAGUUUCCAACAUGAAAAAUGAUAGAGUAUAUGUUUUUGCUGGAAGAGCAGACACCCAAAUUAACCCACAGAAUGGACACAACAUUGCGUCAUAUUACAACCACUUUGUAUCCAGUUCCAAUGUUAAAUCAGUAUUUAACUUGGAUGCACAACACUGCAUGCCAACAGACAACUAUGGUGGACCUUGUAAUAAACUGUCCAGUAAUUUCAUCAAUAAUUGUGGUUACAAUGCCGCUUAUGAUUUGUUAAAUUGGAUCUAUGGAAAUCUAACGAAACCAACAGCCAAGACGAUUUUGUCCGGACAGUUACAACCGAUUAGUUGUUUUGGGUCCAGUGCAUAUUUAAAAAUACAUAUUUAG